Messenger RNA from Tetrapisispora phaffii CBS 4417, 468 nucleotides. RefSeq lists its product as uncharacterized. Gene Ontology annotation, biological process: removal of superoxide radicals. The record is from RefSeq and is a predicted model, not a curated record. The transcript has a single exon. Lineage: Eukaryota; Fungi; Ascomycota; Saccharomycetes; Saccharomycetales; Saccharomycetaceae. Gene Ontology annotation, molecular function: superoxide dismutase activity; copper ion binding. Bases 1 to 468 code for a protein of 155 amino acids.
AUGGUCAAAGCUGUUGCUAUUUUAAAGGGUGAUACCGAGGUUUCCGGUAUAGUUUACUUCGAACAAAAGUCUGAAGAUGAGCCUACUACCGUGACUUACGAAAUUACCGGCAAUACUCCAAACUCUGAACGUGGUUUCCACGUCCACGAAUUCGGUGACGUCACUAACGGUUGUACUUCUGCUGGUGCACAUUUUAACCCAUUCAACAAGACUCAUGGUCAUCCAAACUCUGAAGACAGACACGUCGGUGACAUGGGUAACAUCAAGGCCGAUGCCAAAGGUGUCGCCAAGGGUGCCUUCACCGACAAGCUGGUCAAGUUGAUCGGCCCAACCUCUGUUAUUGGUAGAUCCGUCGUUGUUCACUCCGGCACCGAUGAUUAUGGUUUGGGUGGUCACGCAGACUCCUUAACAACCGGUAAUGCUGGUGGUAGAAACGCCUGCGGUGUUAUUGGUGUCACUAACGCUUAA